Messenger RNA from Epinephelus moara (kelp grouper), 2475 nucleotides. RefSeq names its product clarin 2 (gene clrn2). The transcript is spliced from 3 exons. The record is from RefSeq and is a predicted model, not a curated record. Bases 1131 to 1832 code for a protein of 233 amino acids. Lineage: Eukaryota; Metazoa; Chordata; Actinopteri; Perciformes; Serranidae.
UACUUCAUUCUACUUAACUUAGACCUGUUGUCCUUGUUCGUGGACACUUGUUUGUGCCAUCUAGUGGUAGUAUGACCACAAUACACCAAUCCAUGUAAAGAGAAGAUGGCAGCCAUCUCUGCCACGUUAGUCUGCAGCCGAUCCCGACACAAAAAUGGAAAAGGUCCAAAACCUGAUCACAUUUUAUGGUUCAAACUUGUUUAUUUAUGAUUAAUAAUGUUUGUAGUUUGAUAUGACAACAAAUUUGACCAAUUUUAGCUAGAGUAAGAAGCUAAGACACUGAAAAUCAGGAAGUAGGCUACUUGUUUGAAGACAUUGGGACUUUACUAUCGUCUUGUUUGAAAACACUGGGUCUUAAUUAUCAUUGACAGUGUGGGUCCUACUGAUCCCAAAUAGCUAGGAGAAAUUAAAAAUGCGAGCCAAACAAAAGCCAUUUCUACAGCAGAUUUCCCUAACACUCAUCAACUGACGACAAAACAAUCUUUAUUGAUAAAUAACACUACAGGUAAGAGGAAAAAUAAAUAUUUUUUAUUUUGUGGUGAAGUGUCCCUUUAAGUAGGCUAUUGCUUGGGUAAAUGAACCUAAUUACUUCAAACCACUACUAUGCAUUUGCAGAUGAGUGGAGCAAGAAACAAAAUGAGAGAUGAAGGACUAUAACUCUACACAGUCUAAAUUCAUUGGUCCCUCUCUGACCUGACCUUUAAGCUCUGUGUUACAGUGGGUCAUAUCUGUCACUGUGACUCCAUUAACUCUGCUUACAUGAUUUUAUGGUCACCAGCUGUGAUACAUUUCCAUCUCCAAAGGCCAAGCUGCAAAGGUUAAUUCAUCCCCUGAAUAAAGAGCAGAGUGUGUGUUAGAGACAGGAGCAGGAUCCAGGCGCACUGGGCAGGGAUAGAGUUUCUCCCGGUAACGGAUCUCUUUGACCGCCAUAGAUUCGGUUUCUCCUCCUCUGUCCCUCACACAUCAAUACUACCUGCAACACUUCACCGAGAGAAACAACAAUUUACCCGGGCAUGAUUCAUUUUUUUCUUUCUCAGACUUUAGAUUAAACUCAUGGUGAUCGCCGAGUGCGCCUGGGGGUCGCUGCCCAGCGUCGUGUUACCUUCCUCGGGGCACCAUGGGCUCGUAAGAUGCCUUCGCUGUGGAAACGGAUAACGUUCUCGGUGGCCUCGGUGCUCUGUGUCGGCUCGGUGGUGCUCUUGGUCGUGGCCCUGUCCACGGAGCGGUGGGUCACCGGACGGAUCCUGUGCAAAACCGGGGCGGAGAUAGUGAACGCGUCCCACCCGGAGCUGGAGCAGUUCAUCGGGGACAUUUACUACGGCUUGUUCCAGGGAGGGAAGACCAAGAAGUGCGGACUGGGCAACAGGCGCUCCAAAAUAUACAUUUUCCCAAAGCUUGUGCGGAAGAUAAAUGGCGGCCUCCACAUGAUGGUUAUCCUCUUCCUGCUGGUGGCUGUGGGCUUUGCGUUGGUCAGUCUGUCUUUCUGCAUUUACAACGCACGCAAGGUUCCCUACCAGAGCAUUAAAGGGCACAAAGGACUCUACCUGUGGAACUUCAUUGCUGCUCUCUUCGGAGCCCUGGGCGUGCUGUGUUUCCUGGCAGCCGUGAGGCACCACAGUCUGACCGAGCUGAUUGCCAAUCAUCGGGAGAACCUCUUUGUACUGGUUGUUCUUGACGACAGUCUGGACUGGUCCUUCUGGCUUGGUGUGGGCAGCAUUGCGACUCACUUUGCCGUCUGUGGAGUGGUUGCCAUGAGCCGGAUCAAAUUGCCCAAACCGGAGAUCAAGAAACCCGAAGAACCCACCAUCUCUGCUCUGGACCUGCUCUACUGAAGGACAACACGAGGAGGAUUUACAUCACUGAUGGCUGACUGGAGGGAACCACAAUGACUGACAGCAGAGUGAAACCAACACUGUGCCAGUGCCCCUCAGUCUUGACACUGUGUAUGAGUGCAAAGAGUGCUGCAUCACAAACUUGCCCUUUGCAUUCUGGACAUCCUGUGCUGCAUAUAUUCUGUUUAAAUCUGUAAAAUGUAAAUACAUCUUUUUUUUUUAAAUUAUAUGUAUAGAAUGUCAUUAACUGAUCUGUGUUUCAGUCACUUUAAGCCCCUUCAUGAAGGACUGAAGUUUUGUACAGUAUUUAUUCUUAAUCCCUGAUUGAAAGUGUACUACUGUGCAUGAGUAAUGAUUUAUUUCACAGAGAGCUGUGGGCUUGUGUGCUAAAUGUAAAGUAUAUGAUCCUCCAUAAACAAAAAUACUUGCUGUAAUGCCUUGAUUUUUAUUUACUUUAUCUUGAUCAUAAAAAGGUCCUCACAUCUGAGAAAUUUAGCUGUUAUGGGGGUGAAAUGAGAACGGUUGGGAAAAGCCAUUUUGCAUUUAUUACAUAUGUUAGAUCGGUUAUAAUCUCCUGGAUAUUAAUAAACUUGUGACGAACAUUUACAGAAAACAUAAAUUAAACAAUUGGAGUACGUGCUUC